This is a messenger RNA of Ipomoea triloba (trilobed morning glory), 2549 nucleotides long. RefSeq names its product G-type lectin S-receptor-like serine/threonine-protein kinase LECRK3. Gene Ontology annotation, biological process: protein phosphorylation; recognition of pollen. The transcript has a single exon. The record is from RefSeq and is a predicted model, not a curated record. Lineage: Eukaryota; Viridiplantae; Streptophyta; Magnoliopsida; Solanales; Convolvulaceae. Gene Ontology annotation, molecular function: protein serine/threonine kinase activity; ATP binding. The coding region runs from base 17 to 2350 and encodes 777 amino acids.
CCUCUCUCUUGAUAUCAUGGCCACUCUAGCAGCAUUUCUCAUGCUUAUAUUUCUAUUUCCUGAAGCUGCUACAGCUCAGCCAGAAGAUAAUUCAAUAAAUUUAGGUGAUUCCCUUAAUCCCACUUCUAAACCUGCAUGGUACUCUCCUUCUCGUAGAUUUGCAUUCGGAUUUUUCCCAGAGGGAAUGGGUUUCAAGGUAGGAAUUUGGCUGGUGAACAGUCCCAACAACACUGUUGUGUGGUGUGCCAAUCGAGACGAUCCAGGAGUAUCUUCUGAUGCCACUCUGGAAUUUGUUGGUGGCAAAGUUCUGUUAAAAACAGGACAAUCACAGGAGAAAAUCAUUGAUCAAGAGUCUGCUUAUUCUGCCUCCAUGCUUGACUCUGGAAACUUUGUGCUUUACAAUGAAUAUUCUUACAGAAUCUGGGAGAGUUUCAGUGCACCAACUGAUACAAUAUUAGGUGGGCAGAAUCUCUCUGCAGGGGGGAAACUGAUUCCUGGUAUCUCUUCCACCAAUCACUCUUCUGGACGUUUUCACCUUGACAUGCAGAAUGAUGGGAAUCUUGUGGCAUAUCCUAAGAACCUAGGCUAUGCAGUAGAUGCAUACUGGGCUUCUCAUACUUGCUGCAAUGGUAAGAAUAAUGGUAUGAAUGAUCUCGUUCUUGAAACCAAUGGCAGCAUGCUACUCGUUGAUUAUUCCUUUGGUUCUUUAACUAGAGAAUUAUGCAUUCCCUCUGUGCCAAACAAUGAUACUAUAUACCGAGCAACAUUUGAUUAUGAUGGGAACUUUCGACUAUAUUCUCACAGCUUUAAUUCUGAUGGGAAUUCAAACAUGAAAAUAGAGUGGCAAGCAAUGGAUAAUAUGUGUGAUGUAAAGGGGUUUUGUGGCCUUAAUAGCUACUGUGGUAUGAGGGAUAAUGCAUCCUAUUGCAUUUGUCUACCCGGAGCAACUAUCAGAGAUAAAGACCAACCCUUUGGUGAUUGUGAAAGGGAUUUCACACGCGGGAACUGUAUAGGAGGGAAAGAAGAUGCCAGUGUUUUCAAAUUAACUGCUGCUACAAAUUUGACUUGGGAUGAUCCUCCCUACUUUGUGUCAUCAUAUCUUGGAAAAGAAGAUUGUAGCAAAUCUUGCUCAGAAGACUGUGAUUGUGAUGCAGCUCUGUAUGAGGGAUCCGGCCGUUGUACAAAGCAUAAGCUGCCACUGAGGUAUGUCAAAAGUGACACAGAAGGUUCAAAAACUGCUUUCUUCAAAGUGAGCAAUGCAAUAACAAGAAGAAGCAUUGAGAAGGAUCAUGUGAAACUGCCUUGGUUGCUAAUCCUGCUUACAAGUCUGGGUUCUGUUGCAUAUUAUGGUGUUGCUAUUGCAUUUUCAACCUUUUUCAUCUUCAAGUUUCGCAUUUUGCAGUACAGAAAGCUAUUGCAGACAGGAAAUAAAGGUUUAACCAGAGAAUUCAUCCUUCGAACAUGUACUUACAGAGAGCUAAAAAGGGCAACAAAUGGCUUCAAGGAGGAGUUGGGAAAGGGCUCUUUUGGAGCAGUGUACAAAGGAAGCUUUGAUAAAGGUAAAACACUUGUGGCAGUGAAGAGACUGGAAAAGGUGGUAGAGGAAGGAGAAAGGGAAUUCCGUGCUGAAAUGAGGGCUAUUGGCAGAACUCGUCACAAGAAUCUCGUGCGUCUGCUUGGAUACUGUGCUGAGGGAUCUAAAAGGCUUCUGGUAUAUGAAUACAUGAGCAAUGGUUGCCUGGCAAAUCUUCUUUUCAAAGCAAAACAACGCCUUGAUUGGACUGAAAGAUUGAGAAUUGCACUGAAUGUGGCCAAAGGGAUUCACUAUCUACACGAAGAAUGUGAAGCUCCCAUUAUUCACUGUGAUAUAAAGCCACAGAACAUCUUGCUAGACAAUUCCUGGACAGCCAAGAUCUCUGAUUUUGGGCUGGCAAAACUUCUGAUGCCAGACCAAACAAGAACCUUCACUGGUGUGAGAGGGACUAGAGGAUAUUUAGCUCCAGAAUGGCAAACGAAUGCCCCCAUUUCUGUGAAAGUUGACAUCUACAGCUAUGGGAUUGUCCUGCUAGAAAUCAUAUGCUGCAGAAGAAACAUAGAAGUUGAUGUAUCAGAACUAGAAGAGAUUCAGCUGUGUGUAUGGGCUUACAAAUGCCUCGUCAAAAUGGAGUUGGAUAAACUUGUUAAGGGUGAAGAAGUAGACAAGAAUGCCUUGCAAAGAAUGGUUGCAGUAGCCAUCUGGUGCAUCCAAGAUGAGCCUGCUCUUCGCCCUUCCAUGAAGCGGGUCUUACAGAUGUUGGAGGGGCUGAAAGAAGUCCCAAUUCCUCCAUGUCCAUCAGCUUGCAACUCCUAAAUACAAAGUAUUGUUUCCAUUUGUCCUUUUUGUCAAGAAUUUUCCUUGUAGCACUAUGUUGUAUGUGAGGUUUAAGGACAUUACUUUUUAAUGCCAAUAAGAUAUGGAGUCUGUCUGUCUGUCUGUGUGCGAGAUUAAUGUACACGUUUUAACUAUCUAUUUUUAACUAUUUCGUAUUAAAUGUUUGAGCAGUUAGGUA